GCAAUCAUAUUUACUUUUCUCUUUUGUUCUUAUAAAAUUAGAAUCCAGUUACCAAAUUACCGUCAAAGCUCAAAGCAAAUACCGCUUAUUUAUAUUUGUAAUUUAUAUGGCAAAAUUUAAUUAUUGUUUGAUUUUUUUAGACUGAAUAUCGUGUAAAAUCCUUGCAAUUCAAGAAUUGGCAACUAAUAAUGAAAUGCAUAGUGAUUUAAUAAGAUUCAAAAUAUUACAAUAAAUAGUGAUCUUCGGUACGCUGCGUUACUUCCAUACAUCUUGCAAAGCAUAUUUCAGCACCAUGAAGCCAAGUCCAAAAAAGCCGCUCACAUCGAAGCUGAAACAGCGCUCGAAAUCGUCCGUCAGCACCGGUAGUCACUCUAAUUCGACCGCUACCGGAAUGGCCUCAUCGGCGAAUUCGAACAACAUUGGGAACAACGUUUCUGGUUUGUCUCAUUCAAAAUCUAACCACCACAAUUCUCAAUCGUUGCGGACGACCGGUGGAAGUGACACGAAUUCCUCCGGCAAUGACGGGAAUAUCCCAUCUGUUGCUAAAGAUAAGAGUUCCUUUCAAUCGUACGCCGGUUUUAGUUCUCGUUCAAUAAGAACAAUUUGGGAACAGCAUGAUAAGCAGGAAACGGAAGUUUCCCCUGAGGUGUACAGCAAGCUCGCAGAGGACACAACCUAUAAGCUGUGGGAACUGACAAACAACAUUAAAACUUAUGGGCGCCACUCUAGUGGUAAGAUCACCUAUGAUUUGGUCAAUGAAGUUUUGAAGGACUGCGAUAUUCCACCAAUCGUGGGAGCUAACAAUGAACCGUGGGAUAAAAUAGAAUAUGACGGAGUUUAUUUUUUUAAUUCGGAUGAAGUAUUAGAUCUCCGCGAAGAGUACAUCAAGGAUGUAACGAUAGAGCAGAGUAACAUACCCGUAUUAACCACGACGUGGAUGGCAGAAUCGGCGAUCGCCGAAGAUUUGCUAGAGCUGUACAAUAAUGUGUGCGACGCUAUUUACAUAGGUGACGAGGAAUGUUUCGAGGAGGCCAUUGAAAUUUUGUCUUCAAACCCUCACGUUCCUUCUCUUAUGAAGCUGUUGCUAACGAAGGUCAUUGAAAUGCUUGGAUUUGAGUAUGCAGAAAACACUUUAACGAGAUCCCUCCAAUUCAUCGAGGCGUUGGUUCGAAACUAUCAUGUUGCACAUUCGGAUUUGACGCUGGAGCUUAGUUUACUAAGUCAAAUUUUUGUAAAUUUACUGCUCGGGCCUCCGAGCCUGGUAAAUGCAAAGUUUGUGCCAAGUCAGCAGUUGAAUUUGGAUCUACAGCCGCAGAGCCAUGCUUCUCAACAACAGCAGCCGCUUUCGAUUGCUCAAAACGGAACAGAAUCUUCACUUGGAUCCGGUCCUCCAUCUCAAAAUAAUCUCACUGAUCAGCUCCAGGCUGGAUUUAAUCACUCGGCGAUGGUUCCAAUGAACAUACUCGAAAAUCAGUUGACUGGUCCUUCGGAGGAUUCGAACAAUUCUAACUCCAAUACGACAGAAGAGUUACUGAGAAGCAUCGGAAAUAUUAAAGAAGGUCCGGAUGAGAUAGACAUCAACAAUAUCAAGGAUGAGUACGAAGCUUUAUUCUCGAUGGUUCAAGGGCUUGGAAAACAUGAGGAAGCAGUGGCCGAGGGCCAUGAAAAUAUCACCGGAAAUGAUGAAUUUCAAAUAAAGACUGAAUUUAAUAGCGAGUUUGAUGCUUCCUCCGCCCCAAAUUUUUUGACUCAGCAAAGUGGUGGCCAGCAUGUGCUAGAGAAAAAUAGACCAAGCUAUGAAGUUAAACAGGAAUUGGAUGUAAAACUGAAGGAAGAACCGGAGGAUCCCGAUGAGAACAUCAGUUUGCAGAUGUCGGAGAGCACAAACGGUGAGGUUAUCAAUCCGAACUCAACCACACUGGAGAGUGAGAACAUUACGACGAUGAUAUGUGGUGAUCAUUUGGUAGAUGACGUUAGUCGAAUAAUCGGCUUGUGUGCUAGCAAGUGGGGCUUUGUUGAGCAGGAGUGUACGUUUUUGUUGGUGGAGCGAUUGCAGCGCUACUUUGGUGGCGAUAAAAAACCCUUCGCUAUCGAUUACAACUGGUUGACACGAUUAGUGCGGGGCCUGUGGGCCGUGGGAGAGUUCGCUUUCCGCGAGAUGAGUCCGUACUUCGAAUGCAUCGAUCCCGAUAGCGUUCCGGAAUUCGUCAAUUGUUAUUUAAAUAGUGCCGCAGUAUUUCUCCGUGGACGAAGUGAUAUAUUCUUUCACGAGUAUCUAAACGAACUUUGCGCCGAUGGACUGGUUCCAUUCCUGUUUCAGUAUGAACAAUACAUAGAAAAGAAGCAUCAGAACUAUCAUCGCAUUUGUAAAUCCGCCAAUCAGAGUGAACAUUGUUACAAAAUUAAAGCAAAAAUAUUACUUAAGACACACGUUAAGUGUUCCUCGUUGAAGCCACCCCCUUCGGUAAAUGAUCUAUUUCCAGAACGAUCGGAAAAACAGCUCGGAAGCCUUAAUCUACAGCCACCAGCGGCUAGAUUUAGUUUUCGUUUUGCUGGCUGUCGACCGGUGGCGCUCAAGAAUAGUAGACAACGAAUUCUUGGUGGUGCAAGAUCGUCACUGUUCGGUGGCCAGGAAAGGCACGCAGCUGGUGGGCAACCGGCGUUGAGGCAGAACGACGCUUUGCUGCAGAGUUUCCACACAAAAGUUGUUAUCGCACGGAGGAAACUGUUACCGUCCGACACUAACCAGUGUAUACCCCAUCGCGUUCAUUGUUAUGGAUCAACUAUCAUUUAAGACAGCAAUAUAAAUUGUCGGUAUAUUCAGAUGAAAGCAUAAUCUUCGGAUGACUAGGUAAUUUCACGCAGUAUGGCAGUUUACUUUAUUCUUAAACAGAAUAAACUACAGGUUUCGAAAAAAGAGAAAGUUGCAAACUGUGUAGUCUAA
This is a messenger RNA of Wyeomyia smithii (pitcher-plant mosquito), 2944 nucleotides long. RefSeq lists its product as uncharacterized. Bases 293 to 2794 code for a protein of 833 amino acids. The record is from RefSeq and is a predicted model, not a curated record. NCBI's taxonomy places the organism in Eukaryota, Metazoa, Arthropoda, Insecta, Diptera, Culicidae. The transcript is spliced from 7 exons.